UGUUUUGUUAUACAAUUCGUCCUUCUUGUCGUACAACAGCCUUAGUUUUAUAUUCUAUCCUCAAGUGCAAGGUUACCUCGAGUGUGUAUUAAGUCUGAUCAGUGCGCAAUCAAGCAAUAGGUUUGGUUUACCAACCAGCAAUGUUGACUGUAGUUUCUCGAGUCUGUUUGAAAACGAAAACAUUAGCUCCGUUAGUUGUGUCUUACAGGACACCACCUUCUACCCUACGUAGUAUUCAUCAGGGGAAAAUACAUUGCGAACACCAGAAAGAACAUUCAACCGACAAUCUACAAUCAAACCUUUUAUCCUUUGCUGGUCAAUGGCCAGACAAUGACAGGAUAAGCUUCGUAGCCGAUAUGCGAGUACUCGAAAAUUUUAUAACUGAACAAGAGGAGGCCUCUUUACUGGAGGAAAUUGAACCAUACAUCAAACGGCUGCGCUACGAAUUUGAUCACUGGGACGAUGCAAUCCACGGCUAUCGCGAAACUGAACGCAAACACUGGUAUCCAGCUAAUCGUGCCAUUUUGGACCGUGUUGUAGCAGAUGCGUUUGCCGGCUCGGCCAUGCCAUAUGUGCACGUGCUGGAUUUGGCCCAAGAUGGUGUAAUCAAACCUCAUGUCGAUAGUGUGCGGUACUGUGGAAAUACGAUCGCCGGUAUAAGUUUACUCUCCGACUCUGUAAUGCGAAUGGUCCGGACAAAUGAUGAGGAGCAAACGAAUGAAGAGUAUCGCCAAAUUUUCUCUAAAGAUCGUGAUAAAAAAUUCUGGGCUGAUGUGUUGCUGCCACGACGAUCGCUCUAUGUGAUGAAACACUCUGCACGGUACAACUUUACUCACGAAAUUCUUGCUGCCAAGGAGUCGUUCUUCGGAAAAAGGCAUAUCCAGAAAACGAGACGCAUAUCGAUCAUUUGUCGAAAUGAUCCCUAACAAGGAAAUCUGUACUACUAGCAUAUGCACGGAGCUAGUGAGUGAAACAUUCUGUUGUCAAAAAUGUGUAAAUAUAUAUAGUGCAAAUCUUGUUAAUUCAAGCUGUAUUUACUGAGGUA
This is a messenger RNA of Anopheles coustani, 1045 nucleotides long. RefSeq names its product alpha-ketoglutarate-dependent dioxygenase alkB homolog 7, mitochondrial. The transcript is spliced from 3 exons. Bases 141 to 926 code for a protein of 261 amino acids. Gene Ontology annotation, biological process: fatty acid metabolic process; DNA damage response. Gene Ontology annotation, cellular component: mitochondrial matrix. The record is from RefSeq and is a predicted model, not a curated record. Lineage: Eukaryota; Metazoa; Arthropoda; Insecta; Diptera; Culicidae.